UUUUUCUCAUUUCAAUCCAUAUUCGUUUAGCUAUGAACUGUAUCACAAUAAAGUGUUUCUAAUUUACCGAAUUUAUUUCAAACGAAUCGAAAAAGUUGAGUAUUGACAAUUCGUCCGACACUAGUACCGUAUUCCGCAUCCGUAACCGGUCAUUUUGCAAUAGAAAAAUUGAAUAAGAAAAAAAAUGCCGGCGAUUAAAUAGUGCAAUGUGGUGAUCAAUGUAUUACUUGUUGGUGUUGUUUGAGUUUGUCCGAAAUAAUUUUAUCAAUUCAUCCUUUGUGCAAUUUGUUGCGUUUUGUAUCAACAGGACAAGAAAAAUCGUUGGAAGUAUUUGGAAAAUGGAUACCACUAAAACAUCAAACAUAACCUCAACGACAAUAACAUUCAAACCUGACGACAACAAACAUUGUUUCGAAACAAAUCGUGCAAAGAAUGUCGUUGUGGUUGGUAGUUGUGUCGGUACUCACGAUCACGGAUCGUCAAAAAUUAAAUUAACGAACAUUGUCGACUACAAAUGGAAAGAGAAGAACUAUUCCGGCCGCCUCAUUGCUGUUCAUCUAAAUGGACGUCACGUUGCCUAUGCUAUCAAAGUCAACAACAAAGAUGGUGUUGGCGAGGGCAUGGUACGUGUUUUCAACUCGGUGACCAACAGUCGUGAAUUGAUCAAAGGAAUGUCGAAUGAAGUUCUUGAUCUGCAAUUUGCUCACAUGAAAUCCAUCGUACUGCUCGGAAGCAUCGAACAGACCGCCUUGCAUGUGCACAAAAUUGACGACACGCCAGAGAAGGUUCUCUGCACGCUGAUGGUUAAAAUCGAAGAUCCGAUAGCAGGACAUGUGCCGCUUUAUGACAAAAUAAAGUGGUGUCCGUUUGUGCCGGAAGGAGAGGAUGAGGUGGACGAGUAUGUGGGACAACAGCUCGUAUGGUUCCGCGGUAGCGUUUAUCAGUGCUACAGCAUCAAAUCGGUUGUUGAUGCGUACGGGAUUGGACAACAACUAUCCAAAAAUGUGAUCGAAGGCAGUUUGAAGCAAAAGGAAAGUGCAGUUAUCACAGGCGCAACAUUUUCGCCAGAUGGUUCGACGUUAAGUGUUAGCUGCCAGAACGGUGUCAUUCGAUUCUAUCAGAUCUACUUUCACACUAACGAGCAAAAUCCCAGAUGUCUACACAAAUGGAUUCCACACGGCGGUAAAUCCAUUACCAGCGUAUUUUUCCUCGACGACCAUACUACCGCCAAUCCAGAUAAGUCCCUGUGGAAGUAUGCUGUAACGACAAGUGAUAACAACACCGAACUGAAGGUGUGGUGCUGUUCCACAUGGGAAUGCCUGCAAACCGUUAAUUUUAAAUCGCCAAUACCCGACAGAGAACUAAUUUUCCAAGCGGAAAUCGAUCACAAGUCAUCGUAUCUGGUAAUGUCCGAUAUCAAGAGUCGCAGUCUCUACGUACUUCAAAUCGAGAAACCUAACGUUCAGAGCAUCAAUACAACGACAACGUCGGCCAAUACCAGCGAAAUGAGCAUAGAGCUGGAGAAAACAGAUAAUCGAACUACGCCCAGCGCUUAUAUCAAAUCGAUCUCCGAAUUUCCACUAUCGUCCCCAAUAUUGAGCUUUGGUAUAGUUGACGCCGAGGUGCGUCGCUAUAAGCCCAAUUACAACGACAACUAUCUGUUGGACGAUAUGGAAGAGUAUGACGAAGAAAACAAUUCUCUGUACUGUGUGGUCAUUCGAAUGUAUCUGGUUCAGCCGAAAAGCGUCCAGGAAUGUCGUGUUCUGUAUCAGCCAACCGUAUCGAUCCAUGCAGAUGUCGCUAGUACGUUGUCGGGAAGUUACAAAGAGUCUUCGGUGGAAUUACCCGCCGAAAUUAAUGUGUUGGACAAAAUCAAUAACGGCAGCUCGAAGCCGUCGACGGAAAAUGCCGUCAAAAUCGUAAACCUCACAUCCCCCAAAUCGAAUAAAUCCGACAAUAUUCCACAAACCAACAGCAUUAGUCUGAUGACUCCCGAUUCAUUCAACUCACCGGGAAAACUUACUCCGGAGGGUGUCAGCCUCGAAGUACUGUCAACCAUUCGUAUGUUGGCUAAAGUUCAAUCGCCGCCUGAUGCUAAGAAGAAGGCAGAGACGUUGAAUAUCUUGAAUUUGGUGAACAAUAAGGCACUGGAAGAACAUGAAUUGAAAGUGUCCAAAUCUGCUGAACUCAACAAACAAAUCAUAGUCGCAUCGACUUCGCCAAUCAUAUCGGGCGGAUCCAGUCCGAGUAGAGAGGUUCAGGAAAUUCUGUCGGUGAAAGAAGAUUCGGAGAAUAUUUUGAAUGACGAAUUUUACGACGACAACAAUGACCUGUUGGACGAAAACGAUGCCGAUUCGGUGGAAAAGCUUGACGACGCUGAGCCAUAUUUCAAUCAGAUGAAUGAUGGACAAGAGAAGACACUAUCAGUCAACAGCAAAACCGAUUGGCCGAAAAUACCGAAAAUUCCACAAGUUCCUGUGAUGUCAAAUAUUCCCAAUACAAAUACAUUCAACAAUGUAAACAGCAAUACCCCAUUAAACGACAUGGCUUACAAAUUGGACCAGGUCUUAGAAUUUAUGCAGACACAGGCCUGCCAAAUAUCCGAGCUGCGUAACGCUAUUGAAAUGAAGAACAAUGCAGACGAUAACAAAUUGAAGACGAUAUCGAAGAAUAUCGAAUUCAGUGUGACGAAAACCAUUGAAGAUUAUUUAAUUCGACACGAAAGAGAACAUAAGAAGAAAUUGGAAGCGUUUAUUGCUGAACGUGACAAACAAAAUCGCGACCUUCGCGAUGCUAUUCUACACUCUGUGGCUCAGUUUAUUACUAGCCAAAUAACUGAUCGACUGACGAGUGUUAUGAUGAGUGAGAUUCCACGGCACGUCCUUCCAGUCAUACAUAAUCAUUUAGAGAAAAUGAAGGUGCAAAUAUUGACUGACGUUGGCCAGAAAUUGAGAAGUUGUGACCAAGUUAUCAAGGAGAGCAUCAUGAAUGUGACAUCCAGCAAGGCAUCCAUGGAAACAUUUGGAAAUGCUGUGGUUGUAGGGAUUCAAGGGGGUCUGCAGAAGACUUACAUAGACACAUUGAAAACGACCAUUAUUCCGUCUUAUGAAAGAACGACAGAGGAGCUAUUCCGACAAAUUCAGUCGAUUUUCUUGCAAGGAACUAAAUCCUAUACAAAACAAUUCGACGCAUACAUGUCGCAGUAUCAACCAUUGCACGAUGAAACGUCGUCGAUGCUCUUGUCUGUACCGGAACAACUGAAAAGUGCAGGCGAAGCUUCCAUAGCCACUUGCACCAAUCGAAUUCAAACUGAUAUUUCAAAAGAUCUGAAGGCACUUCAAGUGAAUUUGGUGAAAACUGUCAGAGACAGUGUGAAAAAGGAGAUUCAAAAAGGAUUUGAGAGUCAUGCGAAUUCCAUCAAUGAAUCCGUUUUGUCGGCAGCUCACUCACAAGCACACACUCCAGCGCCAACAUUGUACGACGUCCAGGAGCAAAUCAAACAGCAUUUGGCCCAAGGUCAGAUUAACACAGCUUUCCAUCAUGCACUCGUUGCGAACGAUUUAAAUUUGGUGGAAUUCACAUUGGAAAAGGCUGACUACAAGCAAGUAUUUAACCCGUGUCCGUUGCAACAGCCCGUGCUGCUGUCAUUGAUUCAGCAAAUUUCGGCCGAUAUGACCAACCACAAUGACUUGAAGCAGAGAUAUUUGAGUGAUGCAAUCGUUAGUUUAGAUAUACAUGACGCAACCACCCGAGAACAUGCACCGAAAAUAACGCGGGAAUUGUAUCAGCAUUGCCAGAAUUUCAUAAGCGCAAAUCCGCACAGUCCACUUGUCGGAGGUGUGAAAAUGCUUAUGAUGGCUGUGCAGGGCAUAAAAAGUGCCUGAUACAGGUGGUAAAUUGGAUGAAGAAAAGAAGAAAGAUUGUUUUUUGUUUGAUUAAUAUUAAAACUCAUUUGAUUCGGUCAGCGAUGACUCAUUAAUGGCAUUUUGAAAUGUCAGACUUUUUUUCGAAAAAUAUAUUUUUACUUUCAUUACUAAGAGCUGGAGAGUUUACUUGAUAGAAAAUAUUCCAGAAAAUUCAACGUCAAUUGUUUCAAUUUUUUUUUCUGUUCACAAUUUGAAUAAACGCUAAAUUAGCAAAACAAA
Bradysia coprophila is the source of this 4145-nucleotide messenger RNA. RefSeq names its product Enhancer of mRNA-decapping protein 4 homolog Ge-1 (gene Ge-1). Gene Ontology annotation, cellular component: P-body. The record is from RefSeq and is a predicted model, not a curated record. Lineage: Eukaryota; Metazoa; Arthropoda; Insecta; Diptera; Sciaridae. Gene Ontology annotation, biological process: deadenylation-independent decapping of nuclear-transcribed mRNA. Gene Ontology annotation, molecular function: protein binding.